This is a messenger RNA of Debaryomyces fabryi, 2229 nucleotides long. It is a transcript of the gene EXO84, whose product is annotated as exocyst subunit. The record is from RefSeq and is a predicted model, not a curated record. Gene Ontology annotation, biological process: Golgi to plasma membrane transport; exocytosis; intracellular protein localization. The transcript has a single exon. Bases 1 to 2229 code for a protein of 742 amino acids. Lineage: Eukaryota; Fungi; Ascomycota; Pichiomycetes; Serinales; Debaryomycetaceae. Gene Ontology annotation, cellular component: exocyst.
AUGAACUUUGACGUCAAAGCAUCUAAUCGUAAGAGUAGAGCGCCGUGGCAAAGCUCUGCGAAUAAUACUAAAAUAAGUAAUCCAUAUGCUGAUGCUAAUACAUCGGUAGUAACGAAUAAUGAGAAUAAUGAUAGUUUACAGGUCCCCAAUCCGUAUGGAGUCAAUAAUAAGAGUAAUAGGAAGAAUACAAGAAGAUUGAGUAUACAUGCAUCGGCAGCUGCGGCAGGUCAUGGAAGAGGACCAUUUGAUUCAACAAAUUUACCACCUGUUCCCCAACUAUACAAGACAAACACGCAAUCGUCCGAUGCAGUGCUGGCUAUCAGCAAAGGACAGGAAGAGGAAGAAGUGGAUAUAGAGACUAAGAUAUUUGGAGAAUUGUCUAAUGGUACUGCUACGGAAAUCGAUGAUUAUUACAAAGUAUUGGUAAAGCAGAAAGCAUUGAUCACCAGAGAUAUGAAGAGUAAUAUAAACCAGAACCAGAAGAAUAUUUUAGAAUUAACUAAUGAUUUGAAAGAAACCCAAGAAGAACUUUUACAAUUGCGUAUCACUACCAAGGAAUUGUAUGGUGUGUUAGACGAGUUUAAGGAAGCUGCUGAAAGAAGAAUAGAAUUGGAGCAUGAGACUCAGCAGACGGAUCAGAACCAUAACAAUCUGUAUGCGGCAUUGAACUCAAAGAAGCGUAAGGAUCGUUCUUCGGUAAUGGUUCUCGGGAAGAUGUGGGCUAGUGAAUUGCAAUCGUUGUGUAAACACGUCGAUGGGGCCUCGAAAUACGUUCAGCCAUUACCGGGGAGACAUGUGCUUGCCGAGAGUGGAAGAUGGUAUGAAGUUAAUGUGGGGACAUGGAAGCCCACCAAAGCGACACAUUUAUUUAUGUUGAAUGAUUUGGUAUUAAUAGCAACGAAGAAAAAUUCUAUGAGUCAGGAUACUGGUGAUAAAAAAACUUCCAGACUACAAGCUAUCCAUUGUUGGCCAUUACACGAGGUAAAACUAUCUGAAGUUCGUGUUCCAAGCAAUUCGACUAAGACAGACAAAGAUGGUAAUAAACUCUAUGUGAUAAAUAUAAAAUCGAAAUCGUUAAGUUAUGUCUAUCAGACUGAUAGAUAUGACCAUUUUUUGAAGAUAACAGAAGCUUAUAAUAAAGGAAGGAAUGAAAUAUUAGCCAAAGAACGAAUGCUCAAUUCAAAGUCUAUUGGUCAAACUCCUGACCUUAUUGAAACAGAUGAUGAAAAGAGACAGUUGCGACAAUCAUUAAGAAAUUCGGGAAUAAGUGAUGGUGCAUCAGAUGAAACUAGUAAACGUAAAAGUGGAACCCAGCGUAAUAGUGCUGAUAUUUUGUUACAGGAUAUAUCUGCACGGGUACAUUCAAGGAAUAGAUCACACGAUUUCGACCAUGGCCCUCAUGCCAAAAUAAAUGCUGCUGAUAGAGGACAGUUUUUUAAUGAUUUGAAAAAGAUUGAAGAUAGGCUUGACGAAGUUGACAUUGAGAUAUCCCGUAAUAAAUACACCGAAUCGGUUGGACUUAUUAAAUAUAUUGAAAACAAGUUAUCCAGUAUAGAACUGGCAAUUUCUAACAAUUCAUCAAAUGCUUUAAUUUCCGUUGACGAAAUUAAAUUACUUAUUGAUGUCAUAAAGUUAAAAAUAAAUAACAGAAAGUCAAAAAUACAGCAAUGCUUAGGUUUUGAUUUGCAACAUAACAUAGGAAAGUUAACUACUUCUCAAAUAUCUAUAAUUAUUGAAUUUUUUCAUAAUUUUGAUCAAUUGGAUAAGGGUAUAUCGUUGUAUUUACAGGCAGUUACUAAUAACUUAUCUAUCACAGUGUCCAGACUAGUUGUUGGAGUCCAAGGCUCGACAAAAAUAGAUGUUGUCAAUUAUUUGUCAAAUUUGGUUAUUAUUAAUGUUUCUAUUAUUAAAAGAGCUAUAACAGUAUAUAAAGAAUGUAUUGUUCCAGUAUUAAAGAAGGAUUUAAAUGGAAAUGUUGAUUCUAGUGGAUUGAUUAAUUGGUCUAUUGAUGAGGUUGCUAAAUUGGUAAAAACCAUAAAGAAGCAUCUUUACGGCAGCUUGGUUGUGUUAACCGGUAAUAAUGAGGAGACAGAGGAGCCAACAUAUAAAGUCAAAGAUACCGCAUUAUUCCAAGAAUUCAUUGGAGUAGUUAAACCCCAAUUAAACACUUUGAAAAAUGUUGGUGUCAAUGUAGAAUUCUUAUUUGACGAUAUUUUAUCGCUUAAAUAA